CGAACAAACUAGCAGUGCCGCGUUCAAAUUUCGAACAGUUGAAUGCGUAUUGUAACUGUUUAUCGGGGCGAUUUACCGUGCCACGCGACGUUGCCAGUUCGCACUUCAAAUUAGAAGGUUUUCGCGAAGCAAAAACUAGAAGCUAUGUCUCUACCAAAGGUUAAAGAUGAGAUACAAGAUGAAAUGAGUCUUGUUAUUUGAGACAAAGAGUCGUGUCCAGGAGGCAGGACGUCCGCAACAAUGCUAAAGGAGCGGGAGAGCUCGGAGGGGUCACCCGGUGUGCCUGAUGAGUGCGCGGGAUGCGGGGGCAGGAUACAAGACAGGUUUUACCUGCUCGCUGUUGAUCGACAAUGGCACGGCAGCUGUCUGCGAUGCUGUGAGUGCCGUCUGCCACUAGACUCCGAGCUGACCUGCUUCUCAAGAGAUGGAAAUAUUUACUGCAAGGAGGACUACUAUAGAUUAUUCUGCGUGAAGCGAUGUGCACGCUGUGGAAAUGGCAUAACAGCUAACGAGUUAGUAAUGCGAGCGAGAGAUAUGGUAUAUCAUCUAACUUGCUUCACCUGUGCGGCAUGUGGUAGUCUGCUCUCUAAAGGAGAUGUAUUUGGUAUGCGCGAUGGUCUAGUCUACUGCAGACCACAUUACGACAGCGCUUGCUUGGAUGAGUAUUGCGAUGAAGAUAUGAACAUGUAUAGGUGUCAGGAUAUGCACAGUGAAGGUGAUUCCCCAUCGCAAUAUUACACUGGUGGGCCAAGUCAGAAAGGUCGUCCACGAAAACGGAAAAGCGCUCAAGGAUCACCUGAAGAUUUGCAAGUUCAAACUAUGCGUAUGACGAACACCGCGUUGGAUUUACUUCACCGCGGUGAUUUGUCUUCGUCUAUGGAAUCUCUGGCGUAUGACUCCUCUGUCGCAUCCCCUGGAAGUGCGACCAGCCACUCACAAAGAACCAAACGCAUGCGCACCAGUUUCAAGCAUCACCAAUUGCGUACAAUGAAAUCGUACUUUGCUAUUAAUCAAAAUCCUGACGCUAAAGAUCUUAAGCAGCUGGCACAGAAGACUGGGCUAUCUAAACGUGUACUUCAGGUGUGGUUUCAAAACGCUCGCGCUAAGUGGCGCAGGAAUAUGAUGAGGCAGGAAUCUAGUCAUGGACAGAUCGCUCUGAACGGUAACAGCGGACAUAACAAUGGUAAUCUGGUCAGUGUACCACCACCUAAUAUCGGUCCUAUGAUGAUAUCAGAAUCUCUGCAGACCAUUGAAGAUCUCAGAGUUCACACACCACAUCAGAUGGCGUUCAAUGAGAUGUACUGAUUAUAGAAUACUUGGUAUGUCGACUAUUACUAAUUUACAAAAUAUGUGAAAACCCAAAUUGUGCCCACAAGCACCAAUAACUAUCUCGUGCAUUUUAUAUCUGGGGGUCUUGUUCGGAAUUGUAUUAUUAUAGUCGUUUGGAAUGCAUAGAUUGGUAAUAACUUGGUCACAGUUUCUUUACUUAACCAUAUAUUAAACAAUAAUAUUUCUUCACUUAUGGACAAAUGGAUUUUUAUGACACUAUCAUACAUUUACACACAUUAACGCAUUAUAUAUAAUUCAUGGAUUAAGGUUCUAUCUUUCUAGAUAGUCCACAUCUGCGCGCUCUAGGAUAUGAUUUUAUUCAUAAAUAAUUUUGAAUUGAGUGACCACCUCACGCGAAUCCUCUCUAAUUAAUAAUAAUAUAGGAAAUGUAUGGGGCUAUAGGAAUUUUCAUUCUUAAAUAACCUAUUUCUAAAGAGUCGUCUCCCGUUGUUGUCUAUAUUAUACAUAGUAUAAGCCAAACUUAGAUCAUUAAAAAUUCACGUCAACAGUUAUUGGCAAAACAAAUCCUUAUUAAGAGUUAAUUGUACCAGGCUCUCUACAUAUAUCGAAUAUGUUAUAUUGUCAACUGAUUGCUGUAUGCUGUAUGAAUAGGAAUUCAGCUGUAAAAAAAUACCAUUCGUUUUGAAAUAUUUUUUAAGUAAAAUUACUAUGUCGACUAUGUAUUGCAUUGACGUGUUUUUUAUUAGUUUGUACAAUAUAUUUAUUUAACUGUUAAUGGUAUAUAGUCUUUUAUGUGUUAGUUAUUUAUGUAAAUAGGUUUAUUUGUUUUUGGUGGCAUACUUAGCUUCUUAUUUAUUAGCACUACUUUACUCCGAUUAUUAUAUACUACUCAAUCGCGUAAGUGUUAUAAGGGGACAUAUCAUUUUACAUGUAAACAGCACUAUCUACUACGAGCCGUUAAUUUCUUUAAUAGCGUGGAAUAUUGUUAAUCAUUCAGUUUUCCCAGUCAACCACAACUUUGACAAAGUAUCAAACAUAUUAAACUUCUAUGAUUUCGCGCGUAAUCUUGUGUGUAAGUUUUUGUUUAAUGCAUUUGUCGCGGUUAAUGUUUUCUACGGUAUAGUGUUCAGAAUUAAUAGGAAUUCUUUUCUACUUAAAAUAUGUUCAUAUGACAUUUAAAUUAAUUUAUACAACUUUAAUCAUAGGUUAGAUUUAAAAAAAUAAACGUUCCAAUUUAUUGUUAAGUGUAAAAUAUAUAUCGAAUUUAAUAUACUUUUUACUGUAAAUACAGUCAAGACUAGUCAGCCCUUAGUGAAUAGUACCUACCCAACUGUAAACUAUAGGCUUAGAACCUACUUCUAAAUAAUAUCAAUACCUAUAUAGUAAUAUACAUUAUUCCAUUAGAAACUGUCUAGUUUUAAUAAUACUUUCUUUGGUUUUGUAAGUUUCAAGUAUUAAACGUAUUUUGUUUAUUAUUUAUAUAAAUAUAAAGAUGUUAUGUAAAGCAAGCCGAGAUGAGAAUGUGAAUUCAACGAAGAUGUUUAAUUGGCGAAAUUGAUGCAUUUGUCGUUAGAUUACCUAGAGGUUAAGAGUUCGAUUCUUUACCCUAAGGUAGUAUGUUUUCUGUCCAUGUUCACGGCAUGUCUUAGACCAAAUAAACGGUCUGAUUGAAGGCUAAUCAUCUAAUUGACUAUAGGAAUGAUUAUUUAAAGAAAUGUGCCUCCCAUUAGCUAGUGCUUUAUAUAAUGCAUGGCCACGGGUUCAUUCAAUUAAUGUUCAUUAAUUUAUUGGCAUUGUAUAAUUCGCCUAUCUUCUUUCAGGGUGAUUCUUAUUUAUGAUGUGCAUAAUUUUUAAGUUUUAUG
Molecule: messenger RNA, 3152 nt
Organism: Pieris brassicae (large cabbage white)
Lineage: Eukaryota; Metazoa; Arthropoda; Insecta; Lepidoptera; Pieridae
Gene: ap
Product: LIM/homeobox protein Lhx9-like
Exons: 7
Coding region: 241-1305 (354 amino acids)
Biological process (GO): regulation of transcription by RNA polymerase II; neuron differentiation
Cellular component (GO): nucleus
Molecular function (GO): DNA-binding transcription factor activity, RNA polymerase II-specific; RNA polymerase II transcription regulatory region sequence-specific DNA binding
Source: RefSeq, a predicted model, not a curated record